AUGUGUGAACUAUCGUCAUCGGCCUCCGCCACUUCAUACCGCUCCAGCUCAACAACUAAAAAUGCACAAUCAUCCGCAUCCUCCUCCUCCUGCUCUUCAUCAUCAUCCUCCCCAUCCCUGGUCAAUGAUAAUUUUAAAUUUCAACGCUAUCAUCGCCGGAAAUCCUGCCCUUGGAAACGGAUAUCACAAAAGUUGAAACAUUUUAUGUUGUCACUGCUGAGAACAUUAUUCUAUCUGCUGUUUCUGCUAAGCCUAAGUGAUUGCUGGUUUCAAGUGGGUUCGGCCUCUUUGAUUUUGGCCGAAGCCGAAACAAACGGCCAAAGUAAUUUUGGCAAUCGGACAUCAACGGUAUUACAGCUGCCCAUACAAGCGUUGAUAUUUGAGGUGGCGGCAGCUGCCCCGGAAUCCAAUGGUCACAAUAGGGAUUCGGAGGGGCUGGGACACAAUAGCAGUAGUUUACAUGCCACAGGAGCAGCAGCAAGCACACAAACUAAUGAUGGCAUGUCUGUCUCCGCCUCCUCCUCAUCGACUUCACAACACUCCACCAACAACAAAAAUCAUCAUAGAAACCAACACAGUAUUAGCAACAUGUUUACCACAUCGGACAACAGCCCAGUGUCUACCUAUAGUACCAUUACCUCUACUUUAUCUACAUUGGCAGUGGCAGCAACAACAACAAAUGACACACAAUGGCCUCCAUUGUUGUCAUCACCUACCCAGUCAUCAGCCUCAUUGUCCUUUUCAUCAUCUGCCGCCGCCAUUGCCGUGGAAUUCGAUUCAGACUCAACAUCCCUGCCCUCCUCGUCGUCAUUGCCCACCACCCUUGUUGGAUUUACAACACCUGCUUUCCACACGGUGCUGGUUAGCAUAAUACUCCUCUUCGUCAUCCUCGGCACAAUUGUUGGCAAUGUCCUCGUCUGUAUUGCCGUGUGCAUGGUCCGCAAACUACGACGUCCUUGUAAUUAUUUAUUGGUCUCGCUGGCUCUCUCUGAUCUCUGUGUGGCCGUGCUCGUUAUGCCCAUGGCCUUGCUCUAUGAGAUUUUGGAAAAGUGGAGUUUCGGGCCGGUCUUAUGCGAUAUUUGGGUAUCAUUCGAUGUCCUCUGCUGCACGGCAUCCAUCCUCAAUUUGUGUGCCAUUUCAGUGGAUCGCUAUUUGGCCAUUACAAAGCCCCUGGAGUAUGGGGUUAAACGGACACCGCGCCGCAUGAUGUUGUGUGUGGCGCUGGUGUGGUUGGCUGCCGCCUGCAUCUCAUUGCCACCGCUGCUCAUACUGGGCAAUGAACACGAAGACGAACACGGUAAUCCCAUGUGUUCGGUGUGUCAGAAUUUUGCAUAUCAAAUUUAUGCAACGUUGGGUUCCUUUUACAUACCACUGGCCGUAAUGCUCUUUGUCUACUAUCAGAUAUUUCGGGCAGCCAGGCGCAUUGUGUUGGAGGAGAAGCGGGCACAAACACACCUGCAGCAUGCCCUCAAUGGCACGGGGUCGCCGCCGGGCCACACCGACCUGGAGGCACACGGCCACCACCAACAGCAGCAUCGUCACAGUAGCUAUGGCAAUACAUCGUUAAAUUAUUCCACAUGUGGUGGUCUCUCGACCAGUGGGCAUCACAGUGGCCAUGGUGGCCACGGAGGCGGUGGUGGCAGCGGCUCGAGUGGCCUGUUGGGUUCACCGCAUCAAAAGAAAUUACGUUUCCAGCUGGCCAAAGAGAAAAAGGCCUCCACCACCCUGGGCAUCAUCAUGUCCGCAUUUACCAUUUGUUGGCUGCCAUUCUUCAUUCUAGCACUAAUACGGCCAUUUGUGGAAUCGGAAACCACCCAUGUGCCACAAUCACUGUCUUCGUUGUUCCUAUGGCUGGGCUAUGCCAAUUCAUUGCUCAAUCCGAUUAUCUAUGCCACACUGAAUCGAGACUUCCGUAAACCUUUCCAGGAGAUAUUGUACUUUAGAUGUUCCAGUUUGAAUACCAUGAUGCGUGAGAAUUACUAUCAGGAUCAGUAUGGAGAGCCGCCGUCACAGCGUGUCAUGUUGGGCGAUGAGCGGCAUGGGGCAAGGGAAAGUUUUCUCUGAAAUUAGGUGUAU
Molecule: messenger RNA, 2076 nt
Organism: Musca vetustissima
Lineage: Eukaryota; Metazoa; Arthropoda; Insecta; Diptera; Muscidae
Product: 5-hydroxytryptamine receptor 1-like
Exons: 1
Coding region: 1-2064 (687 amino acids)
Biological process (GO): adenylate cyclase-activating adrenergic receptor signaling pathway
Cellular component (GO): membrane
Molecular function (GO): G protein-coupled amine receptor activity
Source: RefSeq, a predicted model, not a curated record